This is a messenger RNA of Plasmodium gonderi, 759 nucleotides long. RefSeq names its product tryptophan-rich antigen. NCBI's taxonomy places the organism in Eukaryota, Apicomplexa, Aconoidasida, Haemosporida, Plasmodiidae. The transcript has 2 exons. Bases 1 to 759 code for a protein of 252 amino acids. The record is from RefSeq and is a predicted model, not a curated record.
AUGUAUUUUUGGAAUAACAUUAACGUAACAUUAGUUGUUCUGCUUAGUUUUCUAUUAAUUGUAAGAUUUUCUGUUUUUAUUAAUAAUUUACUUUCAAAAUCUUUGACAAAAUUAUCGUCACAUCGAUGUGUGAGAAACUUAUCUGACUUUUCAUUACUUAGCUCUUUAACAGAAAAUUUUUUAUAUAAUGAUGACGGAAACAGAGAUUUUUCCUAUAAUAAAUGUAGUUUAGGAUCUGAUAGACCUGCCAAAUCAAGGGAUCACAAAGGUAUAACAAGAAAUGAUGCCAUAAAAUUAAUUAACUCUUGUGGAAUUUUCGUCGUAAAAAAGAAAAAAAUACACUACGCAUUGCAUGUGUUUAAUGAAUAUUUGAAAAGCUUAUAUUUAGAUAUGAUGAAUGAAUUAUGGAUAAUGUAUAAAAAAAUUGCCACAGAAUAUGGAAUGCCAAAGAAAGAACAAAUGAUACAUUGGAAAAUAUGCGAAACAGAACUUUUGAUUAAUCUAUUAGAGAUUGAAGAAUACUCUCAAAAAGAUUUGUAUGCAUUCACCAAAUCAUCAGUAAUAUUUAGCUUAAGCGUCGAUAUAUUUCGCCUUUUACACGAAAGUUAUUGGUUAACAAAAAUAAAAAUGUUUAAAAGUAAAUGGUCUAAAUAUUUGAUUAGUCAAGCGAAAAAAUAUAAAUCGGUUUUAGAGGACGGUACGUGUUCAGAGGUCGAUGCGUGGUUAAAGGACCAUGCAUGUUCAGAGGACAAUGAAUAA